AUUUGUAGAAUGAACGGGCCACUAAAGGGGCCACCUCAGUUGUCGUCCAACCGUCGUAACCAACGCCCGUUUAUCGAGCUGUUCACCAGGUGAGAAAUUUCUAGAAGAUAAAAAUACAACAUGUCGAUUCUAACGGGCAGCGCAAACGCUGUAAAGUACACGCUAUUUGGAUUUAAUCUGAUCUUUUUGAUCACCGGCAUUAUUUUAAUAGCAGUUGGUGCUGGCGUUGGUUCCGUAUAUACUGGCUAUGACAUAUUUUUAACUGGCAAAUUCUUUUCAAUCCCAACAUUCCUGAUUGUCAUCGGAGCGUUUAUUAUUGUGAUAACGUUCUUUGGCUGUUGGGGAGCGUUGAAGGAGAACUAUUGCCUGAUCCUGAGCUUUUCGGUUUUGUUAUUCAUCAUCUUUAUACUGGAACUGGCGGCGGGUAUCAGUGGAUAUGUUCUGCGUAACGAUGCCUAUAAUAUGAUUAAUUCAACUUUGUUCGAAUCGAUGAAGCAAUACGAUAGCACCAAACAGGAUGCAACUACUACAUUGUGGGAUAAAGUGCAGCGUGAUUUCAUCUGUUGUGGCGUUGGCAACUACACAGAUUGGAAUAAGGUUUUAUAUCCGAAUGGUGAUUUGCCUUUGUCCUGUUGUACAAUUCCUGUUGGCACUGUGGGCACCUUCUCUUGUAAUAAUGACAUCAACAACAUGAACCGCAAGAACGUAGGGUGUCUGGAUGGAUUCUCCAAAUAUAUUGCUGAUCAUGCAGUGAGUCUAGGAGCUGCCGGUAUUGUCAUCGCUAUCUUACAAUUCUUUGGCGUUAUAUUUGCCUGUUACAUUGCGCGUGAGAUUAAAAUUCGCAAUGGCAUCACGGGCUUCAUGUAACUGAAGUUCCGCCUUGAUACAGACGUAUCGAAAAUGCUUGUGAAAUUCAUUCCAUGUAAUUUGGGUUUAUUAUUAAGAAAUAUUUGUUGUACCUUUAUGCUGAUAAAUUAUUAAAAUAUUUGUAUAAUUUUAGUAAUUUUAUGAAUAAAUACAAUCUAGCUGAUA
Drosophila innubila is the source of this 1032-nucleotide messenger RNA. Its product is annotated as CD63 antigen. The transcript has 4 exons. The record is from RefSeq and is a predicted model, not a curated record. Gene Ontology annotation, cellular component: membrane. The coding region runs from base 121 to 867 and encodes 248 amino acids. NCBI's taxonomy places the organism in Eukaryota, Metazoa, Arthropoda, Insecta, Diptera, Drosophilidae.